Conger conger (European conger) is the source of this 1521-nucleotide messenger RNA. RefSeq names its product cathepsin La (gene ctsla). Gene Ontology annotation, biological process: immune response. The record is from RefSeq and is a predicted model, not a curated record. Gene Ontology annotation, cellular component: lysosome. The transcript is spliced from 8 exons. NCBI's taxonomy places the organism in Eukaryota, Metazoa, Chordata, Actinopteri, Anguilliformes, Congridae. The coding region runs from base 152 to 1165 and encodes 337 amino acids. Gene Ontology annotation, molecular function: cysteine-type endopeptidase activity.
GGCGGGAUCAAGAUUUGUGGAGUUUGUCUUAUUUCAGCCAAUCAGAGAUCUCUUGUGUGCGACGUAUACAGUCCAGCCAUAACGUUAUAAACCUCGGAGUCUAAGCUUUCGUGGACAGAUUACUUCGUUGCCCACCGCAUAUUUUGUCGCCAUGAAUCUUGUGGUGUUGUCGUUCACACUGUUCCUCGGUGUUGUGCUCGCUGCUCCCAGUUUCGACUCCCAGUUGAACGACCACUGGGAACAAUGGAAGAACUGGCACAGUAAAAAGUACCAUGAGAAGGAAGAAGGCUGGAGGCGAAUGGUUUGGGAGAAAAACCUGAAAAAGAUCGAAAUGCACAAUCUGGAGCACUCCAUGGGAAAGCAUUCUUAUCGCCUGGGAAUGAACCACUUUGGGGACAUGACACAUGACGAGUUCAGGCAGGUCAUGAACGGUUACAAGCAGAAACCGGAGAGGAAAUUCAAGGGGUCUGUGUUCCUGGAGCCCAAUUUCUUGGAGGCCCCUCGUCAGGUAGACUGGAGAGAGAAAGGCUACGUCACUCCAGUGAAAGACCAGGGUCAGUGUGGAUCCUGCUGGGCCUUCAGCACCACCGGGGCCAUGGAGGGACAGCAGUUCAGGAAGACGGGAUCGCUGGUGUCGCUCAGCGAGCAGAACCUGGUGGAGUGCUCCAGACCCGAGGGGAACGAGGGCUGCAACGGUGGACUGAUGGACCAGGCCUUCCAGUACAUCGAGGACAACCAUGGCCUGGACUCUGAGGAUUCCUACCCUUACCUGGGAACUGAUGACCAACCCUGCCACUACGACCCCAAGUUCAACUCUGCUAACGACACCGGGUUCGUGGACAUUCCCAGCGGGAAGGAGAAGGCUCUGAUGAGGGCCGUGGCCUCAGUGGGACCUGUCUCUGUCGCCAUCGACGCCGGUCACGAGUCCUUCCAGUUCUACCAAUCUGGGAUCUAUUAUGAGAAGGACUGCAGCAGCGAAGAGCUGGAUCACGGGGUGCUGGCUGUGGGCUACGGUUUCCAGGGCCAGGAUGUCGAUGGAAAGAAGUACUGGAUCGUCAAGAACAGCUGGAGCGAGAAAUGGGGUGACAAAGGCUACAUCUACAUGGCCAAGGACAGGAAGAACCACUGUGGUAUCGCGACAGCUGCCAGCUACCCCCUGGUGUAACCUGUCUGGACUGAGAUGCCUAGUUAUAUAUUUUUUAUUUUUCUUCACGGGUUUGAAAGGACCAUGUCGGUAUUGUGGCCUUAUUGAGGCUUGGGUGGGAGGGAAAAAAAAACCAUAGCGAAUGUUUUGUGGUUUUUAAAGAAACCGUUCUUAGGGAAUUAUGAAAUUGUUUUUACACCAUACUUUGGUUUUUAUUGAUUUUAAAUGUUUUUAGGUGUAUUUUUUGUCUUGUAAAUACAUUCACUUGUGGAAAAGUCGAUAGAAGUAUCAUUUUAAAGGUUUUGUGUUCUACAUCUUGAUCGGUGGAAAUAGUUUUUCUACUUUCACGGUUAAUUAAAACAUUUAAACCUGAACAA